CAGGCUGCCCCCUGCCUGCCCAGGCUUCCAAAACCACAACCAUCCAGCCUGUGCCCCACACUUGCUCUGUGAAGACUUCCGGCUCUCUCCUUCCCGUCCUGGGAUUGGCGGUGAGACAAUCAUCGCCUCUCCUUGGGCCUGCGCAGUGCCAGAUGAGGGAAAAGGAGGGGCCGACGGGCAAGAUGGCGGCUACUGCGGCCGGUAUGGGUCGGCUAGAGGAGGAGGCGCUGCGACGGAAGGAACGGCUGAAGGCUCUGCGGGAGAAAACCGGGCGCAAGGACAAGGAAGAUGGAGAGCCAAAGCCCAAGCAGCUCCGAGAAGAGGAAGAAGAAGGCGAGAAGCAUAGGGAACUGAGGCUGCGGAACUACGUCCCAGAGGAUGAGGACCUGAAGAGGAGGAGGGUGCCCCAAGCCAAACCAGUUGCAGUGGAGGAGAAGGUGAAGGAGCAGCUGGAGGCGGCCAAGCCGGAGCCUGUCAUUGAAGAGGUGGACUUGGCCAACCUCGCUCCCCGGAAGCCUGAUUGGGACCUCAAGAGAGAUGUGGCCAAGAAGCUGGAAAAGCUAAAAAAGCGGACUCAGAGGGCCAUCGCUGAGCUGAUUCGUGAGAGACUGAAAGGCCAGGAUGAGAGCCUAGCCUCAGCAGUGGACGCCUCCACCGAACAAGAAGCCUGCGAUUCCGACUGAAGUGUGCCCUGUCCCUCCCUGUGCCUGCCAGGCGUGUCCUGUAGGUGGAUGGUCUUGGGCAGGAGUAGAGGCCAGGCUUGCCCUCUCCUCCAGUUUGGCUUCUGAGCUGUGAUUCUCUGAAAUCCCCGUUGAUGAGGUUAGCUCCUUGUCUCCUGAAUGGUCCCUACCAUUCUUGGUGGGGGCAGAGCCAGUAACAACUCUGGUGUGCCUGGGUCUGUACAUAUGUAUAUAUUUUGAACUUUUUAAAAUCUCUGGAAAUAGAGACAAGUAAACCCCUGUGAGUGGCAGAAACCUGUCAGAUGUUUCCUAGGCCUGGGAGUACUGGGCCUUUGGGCUCCAAGACUGCAGAGGUGAUACUUAAUGUGAAUAACCCCUGUUUUAGACUGGGCAUGAUAAGGCUGGAGAGGUAGGGAAGGCCCAGGGCUGGCCUUCUAUGUCCAAGUCCUGGUCCAGUCCAUGGUCAGUGGUGGUCAUCUCAAACCCUUGGGUGACAAAGGGUGUGGCAGAGUUCUUUUUAAGACCACCCCCCUCAAGUCUAGGCCUUGCAGUAGUUUCUGUGGGACAGCCGGAAAGGCUCCCAUCCUGGUCCUCUGGGGACCCCCUCACCAAGUGGGAGAUUGGACCUUGGUGAGUCCCAGCUUGGGUCACUCUAGAUUCAAGGCCUCUUGCACUGCUUCUCCCUCCUCUGCCCAGCCCUAAGCAGCUGCUUUCCCUACCCACCAGUCAGAGCUAGACUAUGGCUUCCCUGGGGCAGGGCCCCUGGGGAGGGGUGGUCCAUUCUGCUAGAGACUUGGUUAGAGUGAUGGGAAUUCAUUUUAAUCUCAGUGUAUUCAUUUUCAUACAUUUUGGUAUGUAUGCUGUGUUUCACACAUAGGCUUGGUUUUUUGGGGGGGUUGUUUUUUGUUUUUGUUUUUCAUUGGAGUCUCACUCUAUUGCUCAGGCUGGAGU
This is a messenger RNA of Carlito syrichta (Philippine tarsier), 1631 nucleotides long. RefSeq names its product coiled-coil domain containing 12 (gene CCDC12). The coding region runs from base 153 to 683 and encodes 176 amino acids. The transcript has 8 exons. NCBI's taxonomy places the organism in Eukaryota, Metazoa, Chordata, Mammalia, Primates, Tarsiidae. The record is from RefSeq and is a predicted model, not a curated record. Gene Ontology annotation, cellular component: U2-type spliceosomal complex; post-mRNA release spliceosomal complex.